GUCGAUCAAAUCGUGUCGCUUGGUUCGUGGUUACGGCCUCGGAUGCGGCGUGCGUGAGAAGUGGCGCACUGUCAGAGAAGCAUAAAAGCAGAAAAAAGCAGCAAAAAGAUAAAGCACAGCCGCUUGAGAGCGAGCGAGACAGUGAGUGAGAAAGAGUGUAUUCAAUAGUACGCGCCUACUGUGUGUGUUGUGUGCAGCGUGAAGAGUGCCAAUAAAGAAAAGGAAAAGCAGCAAAAUUUUGGAAAUACCGCACAUUUUCUCUCAUUCCUACGCGCGACGCAAAACCACCAACCUCAGUUUGUUUCCCCGUACCAAACGGCCAAGCGACGAUCAGAUGCGAUACUUAAUGUGUGAGAACCGACAAGAUUAAACAAGACAACAAAAUCUGACGCACCACAAUAUCUAGUGAACGGAAAAUAAAAAAAUACACAACGCAGUCCAUUGGUCUCGAGACAGAGAAAACACCAUGGACGAUGAUCAGCAGUUCUGUCUCCGAUGGAACAAUCACCAGAGUACACUCAUCUCGGUGUUCGACACACUGCUGGAGAAUGGCACCCUGGUCGAUUGCACAUUGGCGGCCGAAGGAAAAUUCCUGAAGGCACACAAAGUUGUUCUCUCGGCCUGCAGUCCCUACUUUGCGACCCUACUCUCACAACAGUACGACAAACACCCAAUUUUCAUACUCAAAGAUGUGAAAUUUCAAGAGCUGCGCGCCAUGAUGGACUACAUGUACCGGGGUGAGGUGAACAUCUCCCAGGACCAGCUGGCCGCGCUGCUGAAGGCAGCCGAGUCGCUGCAGAUCAAGGGUCUGUCCGACAACCGCAGCAGCGCGUCGUCGGGCUCGUCCGCCCAUCAGCAGCAGCAGCAGACUCAGCAGCAGAAGCAAAGUGACGCCUCCGCCUCCGCGAAAACGCUACAGCCUCCCGUACCUGCAAGCAAGGCAUCAGGUCUGACGAUUGAAAACAAAAGGCCUUUAAAGUCGGAGCUGCUGGAGUCAGACGUGUCCGGUUCGCGAGAAGGUUCCACUAGUCCAACGAGGAAGCGUAAAAAAGUCCGCAGAAGGAGUGUAGAUACGAACAACCUACUAAUAGAUAAUCAUGACCAGCAUUCAAAUUCCUCAUCACAUUCAAUUCAUACCGCUUCGGGUGCUGCUGGAGCGGCCACGGCUGGCGCAGCUGUCGGUGGCGCCACCGGAGCCGCGGCCGCCAGCGCCGGAGCCUCGUCCCUGUCCUCUUCGUCAGCCGCGGUCGGUGGAGGUGCGGCGAGUGGAGCAGCAGCAGCGGGCAGCAAUGCUGCCGUGAACGUACUGUCUGCUGCCGCCGUCACCGCGGCCGCCGCCAUCAAAAAGACUGAAACGGCCCAGCAGGCCGCCGCCGCCGCCGAGCUAAUGAAGCUGCAGCUCCAGAAGCAGCAGAUCGCGGCCGCGGCAGCCGCCGCCGCCGCUGCCGCCUCCGCCCAGUCCUCGGACGAUGAGGAGCGGUGCGGUGGGCCGAGCAGUGUCGCUACCGGUACCGAACAUGACGACGGCAACGAGCUCACGGACAACGAACACGACGGCGAUGGCGGCUCAUCGGUCAAGUCGGGCGCCCGCCACCACCGGGAGGGUGGUCGACGCGGCAACAAGACGUCCACCUCCACCGUCGGCGACCUGCUGAUCGAACCGAAGAGCGAGUAUGAGGACGGACAGGACGAAAAUAUUGAGGACUUGACGAUGGACGACGAGGAACUAAUGGACGAACUGGACCAAGCCGGACCGAGCCACGGUGGCGAUGUAUCUAGUCAAGGGUAUGCACAAUGGCCGUUGGAUCGUGAACAGAACGAAGCGUUUAUUGCCGCUCAGGACGCUGUCGGUGGACAACAUCGAGACGCACAAGGUGGUAAACGAAAAGUGGUGCGCAUCCUGACAAAGAAAAUCGCAGCGGGUGGUUCCGAUCAGCAACCAAGUACAGCAAGUGGCAAUACGUCCAGCGGGAAAAAGAUAAGAACAAUUACGGUAACGACCUCCGAGCCGGCACUGUUGGUUGAGGAAGAGGAUCUCUCGUAUAUAAGCAACACGUCACAACCGCAACAGCAGCAACAACAGCCUGUUCAAUUACGCCAAAGUGCUCGACUGCAAAAUGCAAUGAUUGCAAGCGGCAAUUUUAGUGGUGGUGGUAGUGGUAAUGGCAAUUCCACGAUAUCGAUAACGCUAGCCCCCGACUCGGGCAUAUUACCGACGUGCAGCAGCGCCACCACAACCACCACCAGCUCGGGCAUUGUACCUACGGCACUUAUAACCCACGCCACCCCUGUCGUGCUGAACGAUUGUCUGCUAGAGAGCAAAAACAUCGUCGUCACGAAGAAGGACAACAACUAUAUCCUUUUCACGGCCGAUCCCGAUCCGGAACCGAUGUCCUCGGCAUCCGGAUCGCUCGUGCUACCGAUGCGUGGCGCUACACUGGUGGCGACCGGUAGUGGACUCGGUGACGGCGGUAGUGGCAGCGGAGUGAGUGGCAUGACUACCACCAGCAACGCUGUCAACACCACCACCACCACCGUGAUCGACACCGUGCGGCUCGAGGAUCUUCUGAAGAAGGAGAAAAUUAUCAAGCAAACGGAGCUGCACCCUGACGGAACCACGGCAACGACGUACAUAUUCGAUGAGUGCGAUAUCCUACCGCUCAAGACUACGACCACGACGAGCGCCAUAUUGAAAGGAGCUGGUGGUGUCCCUGCCCUUGCACCUGCGUCGACGACUGCCAUCGUUGGCAAGCGCAUCACCUCGUCUCCGGGUGGCGGCGGUAUCUCGGGAGGAACAGCGAUAGUCACAAACGCCGGUGGAUCGCCGACCACUAUCUCGAUCAUGAAAAUGGAUGCUGGUCCGAAUCGUAGUGGUGCACCGGAGUUGGUACCGUCGUCCAACUCGUUGCGCGGGUCGGACGGAGCGAGUAUUAAUAUGUCGGGCAAGAAGCUGGUCUCUGUGACCCAGGGAAAACCGCUCGGUCAUCCGCGCAUCAAGUACUCGCGCUUGAAAAACCCUUUCCAGAGCAGUAUCACUGCUGGUACGGGAUCGUCAACCUCCUCCACGGUGUCCCUGCCGAUUCUAACCAUCCCGACAGUGACACCAUCGUCCGGUGCGGUGCUGCAGGAAGUGCGUCUUCCAGCACGGGUGCAAGAUGUGCCAACAAGCACCACCACCGUGGCCGUAUCCGAGCGGCAGCUUUUGAACUUUUCGCUCUCACGUAAGCUCGGCGGGGUCCAGCAGCAUCCACAGCAGCACGUCACGAUAGCGGCAGGAGGUGGUGGAGGCCCGGCCGGUUUGACCGCGAUCAGUGCCAUCCAGCAAAUCCCGAUCGCGGCCGCCCUUGGGCGCGGCAACUCGGUCACACGUUACACCGCGGUGAACGAGUACGAGACGUCCGGCUCGAAUACUUCGCAGAGUGCCGAUUUUCCGCCCGGCAUGAUCGACGAUCUCGACUACUCGGUGAUCGAUGACAUGGAUCUGUCCGAUGAGGUGCAGACAAACUUUAGCAACGCGGUCGCGGCUGCUGCAGCGGCCUCCGAGGCAGCCACCAAUCUGACUUCCGCGCAACAGCAACAGCAGCAGCAACAUCAAACGGUGGCACUGGUUGCCACUGGUAAGGCCUCCCCAUCGGACUUGGACAACAACGGAUCUCAGAGCGAUGAUGAGGACGAGGACGGUGAUCAGGAUAUGAAGGACGACAUGUACGACGAUGACGAUGAUCUGUCGCAGAAGGGUGGCAAGGGCAGGAAGUCGGAUUCGAGUGCGAGCGGUGGUUCGAAGCUGCUGAACACGGCUGUCGGUGAUAGCAAGUACGCGCUGCUGGCCAACACCAACAUCAUGACAAAGUUCGAGUACACGGUCAACGACUCGUCGAUGGUAAGUGACACGGACGAUGGUGAGGUGCGCCAGUACGUGUGCCGGCACUGCGGCAAGCGCUACCGCUGGAAGUCGACCCUGCGUCGCCACGAGAACGUCGAGUGCGGUGGCAAGGAGGCGUCCCAUCAGUGUCCGUACUGCAGCUACAAAGCCAAACAGCGUGGCAAUCUCGGUGUACACAUACGCAAGCAUCACGCCGACAUGCCGCAGCUCGAGAGUCGCCGCAAGUCGAACAAGUCGCGUGACUCGAUGUAAUCCUUUUCGGUACGCCGGCUCUCCUCUCGCCCCACAUCCUAAACAGCCUCCACCAAAAUCAAUUCGAACCAUCCCCGAUGCAAAAGUGUGUCCCGGCGUAGAGGGUUCACAUUACUUUCCAUCGCCUAUGAAGCAAAGUGCAACCGACUGAAAUUACUUUUCUUUCUACCUCACUGGACAGAUUUUGCUUUCGAAAACUUUCUGUACCACAAUUCUCUUGUAGAAUGAUAUUAUUUUACAACGAGGUGUCUAAACGAAAUGGUUCAUUGUUGCGAUCAUGAAUCGGAUAGUUUUUGGUUGUUUGCGUUUGGUUAAAAUCGAUCACCAGUCAUUUUAAAAAAACAUAAAAAUUAAAACGCAUUUGAUCGUUUUGAAAACGUAUAACUGCAGGAAUUUAAAGAUCCACAAACAAAUCGAAAUAUACAGAUCAUAGUAUCCUUUGCUUCAAUGGACAUAACAUUUUCCCGACCCCUUCCUUGCCAACCAUUCCUCGUUCCUUAUUCGUGGGGAUUUUGCCAUCCAUGGAAACCGGAUUUUCUUUAAAUCGUAAAGCAUAACAGCCAAAUUUGCUGCGACCGAUCGCGUCCGUACGGAGCGUGGCCCGUCGUCACGUGGCCCGGUCGCAUUACUUUUAACCUGCUCUCCUUUCUUAUAGCUAGCUGGAUCAGUGACAGUUUAAAUGAUUUAAGUAUUUUACUUAUGACUAUUAUCUAUCGGUUUGAUGUACCGUUUAAGCUUAAGUGUAUGUGUGUCCCGGUGUGCGCUAAUAAUAGUCUCUAGUAGAAUAGCAGUUUAGUUCACGACUUUACUUUAUCUCUGUUGCGUUUGCCAUUUUCAAGCUUAAGUUCAAGGAGUGAGCAACUUAUCGACACGAUCGUCCCCUCUCGUUCUGCUACAUUUCAAAGUUCGGUUUUUGCACUGUGAACGUUUACACAACAGCAUUUACAUACAUUUGCGUUUGAGAUAGUUGUCUAAUUAUCGUUAUACGAUACAUAAAUUGGCACGCAAAAACACACACCAGCGAAGCGGAUCCGCAGAUGCUUUGGGUAAAGAAGGGUGUGCUGUGUGUAUACUUUAUUGUAUUUUUUAUUUAGACAUAGGAUCGCAGAUCGUAUCGAUUAAAGUAAGGCAUGGAAGGUUUUCACUGGAAUGCUUUCAUUUCUGGAACGUAUUGUUAAGAAAUGAAAUGGUAAAUAAUAUCAAAAUGUGUGUGUUAAAGUAAACUUCACUCCUUAACAUUAUACAACAUUACACAACUGUCGGAAGAUUUAAGAGUGCAUUUUAUGUUUGUAUGGAGUUAUGUGGCAGAAUUGAUUGGCAUCGUAUUAUAUCGAUUGUGUCAAAAAUUUGUUUUUGUUUUUUCCCCUUUUCAAUCAUUACAAAUCAUUUGUGGGCGAUGCAAAAUAUGAUGGGAAGGUGCUCAACACCCGAUACCAUCUUUAAGAUUCGCAGAAGGAGUAACUAUUUUUGCUGAACCUUAAUCCAUCUGCAUUGGAAAAGAAAAGCAACAGCAACAAAGCAGAUGUAAUAUUGCCGUAAAGAGAAUAUAAUAUUAUUAUAAGAAAAGAUCAAAAGAGAGCAAUGUUCUUUACAAGAGAACACAAAAUUAUUUACGGAGGAGCUUCAUAAGAGCCACAGAGAGAGUUAGAUACAAAAAAAAGCACAUGAAAGUAAAAGGAAUGAAAAUAUUCAAAUGUCGGAAUGGGAGUAAGAAUCGUGCUAAAACAAAUCAGUUACUAGAGUAAAAUGCGUGUAAGAAUAUAAGCGAAGAUGCAAAAACAACUGUUGAAUACAGGAGAAAAAAGUAAAAAGUAUGUAAUUUAAGAGAGUGUAGAAGUAUAUGAUCCUUUGUCGUAUCCUUGUGACGGUAGCAAACGUGUAAACGAUUAGCAUCAACAUUUAUUUUCUGUAUAGGAUGGAUGCCACUCAAGAACACGUAUUUUAUAUAUAAAAAGAUAAGAAAAAGUUUAAGCACACACCACAAGCAGCAAAAUGAAGCCAAAUAUCGAUGCCGUGUUUGAAGGAGGGGUGGGGGGAGGGGACCACGGUUAAAUUUGUGUGCUAAUUUGAAAAGUGCAGAAAAAGUAAAACGAAAAAAAAAACAUAAAAAAAACUGACACAGGAAAAAAUCCAUAUUUUAAGCGGCUAUGUGUUACAAACGUGUAACUAAUAGAACUC
Messenger RNA from Anopheles coustani, 6313 nucleotides. RefSeq names its product longitudinals lacking protein-like. The transcript is spliced from 8 exons. NCBI's taxonomy places the organism in Eukaryota, Metazoa, Arthropoda, Insecta, Diptera, Culicidae. Gene Ontology annotation, biological process: regulation of transcription by RNA polymerase II. Gene Ontology annotation, molecular function: protein binding. Gene Ontology annotation, cellular component: nucleus. The record is from RefSeq and is a predicted model, not a curated record. Bases 467 to 4135 code for a protein of 1222 amino acids.